Messenger RNA from Copidosoma floridanum, 563 nucleotides. RefSeq names its product vacuolar protein sorting 13C (gene Vps13). The record is from RefSeq and is a predicted model, not a curated record. NCBI's taxonomy places the organism in Eukaryota, Metazoa, Arthropoda, Insecta, Hymenoptera, Encyrtidae. Gene Ontology annotation, biological process: protein targeting to vacuole; protein retention in Golgi apparatus.
UACCUAAACGAGAUGUCUUUCAGAAUAAUCUUUUGUGCUGCUGUCGUCGGUGCAAACGACGUGGAAAGAAGAAGUGCUCGGAGGAUCACCUGAAUGUACUGUACCACCCGGAAACGUUCAAGGGCCCGAUACUGUUUUCCUUCAGGGCGAAGGUAUUUUUCGGCAAAAAGAAGGCCAUGAUCAGGGUCGAGGACGGCGAGUGGUCCGACAAGUUCUCCAUCGACGUCGCCGGUAGCAAGGGAGUCGUUGCUUGCAAGUACAACGGAAAGGUUUAUCAGAUCGGGGUUCACAAUCAACUGACCUACAACUCGCUGACGAAGCAAAUAACGUUCACCCCUUACUACGUUCUGAUCAACGACGCGGACUUUCUCAUCGAGUGCCAAGAGGCCGAUCGGCCUGCCGAUCCUUACAUCAAGAUACCCCCUGGCGAGUGCACGGCUCUCUGGCCUCACUCGAAACUCGAGGAGAAAACGCUCAAGGCGAAGGUUGCCGGCCACCCUGAGAAAACCGCGGCGUUCAUCUACUCGUCGGUCCACAGCACUCUUUUGAAGCUCGACAAUAAA